Molecule: messenger RNA, 5790 nt
Organism: Scatophagus argus
Lineage: Eukaryota; Metazoa; Chordata; Actinopteri; Scatophagidae
Gene: tspan17
Product: tetraspanin 17
Exons: 8
Coding region: 518-1330 (270 amino acids)
Biological process (GO): protein localization to plasma membrane; protein maturation; regulation of vascular endothelial growth factor signaling pathway
Cellular component (GO): membrane
Source: RefSeq, a predicted model, not a curated record
UUGAGGUGAAAAGGGCGAAAGCCAGUGUAGUAGUUUCUUCGUUUGACAGCAGGGGCUUGUUUUACAUCACAAAACAACAAAGAUGAAAAUUUCAAGCGACGAUGCGGCAAUAGAGAUAAUCCAGGAGACGUUCGGGUAGCUUAUAGUUCAUUAGCUUUAACUCUGUCUCCCGAUGUGCGCUACGAAAUCAGCGCCAGACAACUUGAUAAUCGGCUGAACUGCAGAUGAAUGUGCCUGAGUGCCCCAGGAUUUGUUGUUGUUAGCUGCUAAUGCUAACCGUAGAAGUUGUGAGCUAGCUGGCCUAGCAAGCUAAAGGUUAAUUCGGGGGAAAGACAAUUAGCCGCAUAUGUUUGAUUUACUUAAUACUGUCCAGCGAGUAAAGUUGGCGUUGUGUAGCUGAUGGAGCCAGCUAACUUUGGCUUCAGUAGUUCAAGAACAGCAGUUUUUGCUAAGCUUUUCAAGUACCAGCUUUAGUAGUUGCCUAGCUUGCCAGUUAGCCACCACCAUCCUUGGAAGAAUGAGUAGAAAACACCAUCAUUUUAAAGGAGCAGAAGUCAGCUGCUGCGUGAAAUACUUCUUAUUUGGAUUCAACAUUUUAUUCUGGUUACUAGGAGCAGCAUUCCUGAGCAUAGGCCUGUGGGCAUGGGCGGAGAAGGGAGUGCUGUCCAAUCUGUCAUCCAUCACAGACCUCGGGGGCUUUGACCCCGUGUGGCUCUUCAUCGUUGUAGGAGGGGUGAUGUUCAUCCUGGGCUUUGCUGGCUGUAUUGGAGCGCUCAGAGAGAACACCUUCCUGCUGAAAUUUUUCUCUGUGUUCCUGGGUUUGAUCUUCUUCUUGGAGCUGACUGCGGGGAUCCUUGCCUUUGUCUUUAAGGACUGGAUCAAAGACCAGCUCAACUUCUUCAUCAACAAUAAUGUCAAGGCGUACCGCGAUGACAUCGACUUACAGAAUCUCAUUGAUUUUGCCCAGGAAUAUUGGUUGUGCUGUGGGGCUCACGGACCCGAUGACUGGAACCUGAACAUCUACUUCAACUGCACAGAGCUCAACCCCAGUCGCGAGCGCUGUGGAGUCCCCUUCUCCUGCUGUGUCAAAGAUCCUGCAGAGGAUGUCAUCAACACACAGUGCGGUUAUGAUGUUCGGCUUCAAGGGGAGCUAGACCGGCAAAAAUACAUCUAUACCAAGGGCUGUGUGGGACAGUUUGAGAAGUGGCUUCAAGACAACUUGAUUAUUGUAGCCGGUAUCUUUGUUGGUAUUGCACUUUUACAGAUUUUUGGGAUCUGUCUUGCUCAAAACCUGGUGAGUGAUGUCAAAGCUGUCAAAGCUAACUGGUGACAGGAAAGGUGACGUGAGGGAUGCCCACCCCUCAGGCCCAGCUCGGUCAACACGGCACAGAAACUGUCCCAUACUGCUGCGGACGAAGAGCCAAGAACAUUCAGUUCUAGCAGCACGUACACAAUCUCACACUUAGCACGCGUGCGGACACAGAGGGUUUACUUCUUUGUUCAUCAGCAACACUUGAAAGGGGCAAAACAAUGUCCCAGUGACCCAACAGUCAACAUUAUGUUUACCACUCAGCUGGGAUUUUAAUCCAAAUUACAGAGGACUGUCCUGUCUACACUAGAAGUUUUCUCUCUCUUUUUUUUUUUUCUCUGUUUCCUCUGAUUUUUGGACAUCCUUUGGACAAGUGUAUUUAUGGGGCGAAGUUGCACAAGAACUUCCUUUGACUGGGAGAUUGGAAGCCAUGGAUUUAAGUAAGAGGAAAAAUAACAAAGGAAAAGGGAUAAUAAGUCUCUUUUUUUUUUUUAAGGUCAAGCACUACAUUGUUACAGAUCCUCUCCCCACCCAGUGAGGGGUUGAACAUCUCCUCAUGCAAACUGCCUGUUCUUAACGUGCUUAUCCCCACAUCCUGCAGCAACGGAUAGCAGGUAGCUGCCCGGCCAGCCAACAGACACAUUGGUUCCUCUGCGUGUCAUUUUUCUCCAUCAUGUCCUAUUUAUGACCACUGGGAAGGCUCAGCACUGGCUGGUCAAAUCUGCAGCUCCAAAUCAUUUCCAGAGAUUUUAAAUUCUCUCUCAAAAUGUAUAAAGUGCCAUUAAUUUCCAGUGAUAUUUUUUUUGUUUCUUUACGUGGAAUUUCUGCACCCUGCCCCACAAUACCUCAGGGCCUGGCCGAAAAUAUAUGCUUUCUGCCACCAUUUAAAAGCAUAUCUAUUUUCCCCCGUCUAUGUCAAAACAGGGACACUUCCUCGAAAAUCACCCCGCUUACCCUGCAGUGAUUGUAUUAUCUGUUGAUUUACUGAAGGAUAUUAUAUUAUAUGGAACAGCCUGGUGUAGUUUGGAUUGUAGGUCUGUGCUAUUCAGGGACAGGGGUUUCAUGAUAGCUGAGAUUAUUUAUCUCUGAGCAUCCCUCAGGCACAUGGGGUUGCUGGUUUGGGGCCUUUUUACCUGACCUAUGUUUCCACAUUUGUCUUACGAUUUGUCCAUUGCAUAGUGAAAUAUAAAUAUUUGUCUUUUCAAGGAUGUUUUUUUUUUUUAAAUUCAUGCUUUAGUUCCUGUCCAUCCAGAGAUUUUUAUUCAGGAUUCAUUGUUUGGUCUUACCAGGCACCUAUUUUACCUCUCCAAAAUGGCUUCUUAUUGCUGGCAUUGUUAGCAGUCCUAAUGCAGACCAAAUGAUAUCAACUGGCCACAAGCUAACUGCCAAGGUUUUGUGUGGCUGCAGUUCUCAUUUUAAAUAGCAACAAAAUAGCAUUUUUUAGUUAGCCAAAAAUGUGAAUUAAUUGUCUCUUUUAUGUGGGAAGUGCCAGUUGAAAUUUAAAAAAACAACAAAAAAAAAAAACAAAACAAAGAAAAAGUAUAGCUUUUAUCUUUUAAGUCACUCUUGUGUCUUUGUGUCUUUUUUGUUUAGACUGUUUUUUUUAAAAUAGAAAAGUAAAUACGUGCUGUUUCCUUUUUGAUAUUAGCAACAGCCUCAAUAUAACAUGAAUGCUGCUUUAACUUUGAAUAGAUUACUGAUAUGUAGUGCAGUAACCAAUCUAACAAGUCUCACGAGAUUUCAUUUUAGCAGUUUACCAUAUUAUUUCCAGGCUGAGGGGAAUAUUCUGAUGUUUUGUUCUUUCUCAAGUUUACACUUUGUACUCAGCUCGCGUUGCCCCGUGUUGGUCUUUAUAAAAACACUAUAAGUUGCCUCGGCAACUUUUCAUCCAGUCUAUGAUCCACACAGAAUGUAGUUUGUGUUAUGACCUGAUUCACUUGAUAUUAUUUUGUGUUUCUGUCUGCAAUCUACAUGUAACCACUACUUUUGUUUCUGCUUUCGGCAUUCAGACGCAAAGCACAGGCAGGAUUUGGGUGGGAUUGACUCGACCGUACAUACACACAGGUCUAUAUAUAUAUAAACACACACAAAGACAUGUUUUGAAUUGCAGUGCACACAAGUUGGAAGAUGGGUAUCAUUAAUAUUCCAGGAACAGUACACCAUAACUUCUCCUGCCUCACAGACUCUGUCUUUAGAAUAUCUAUGAGCUCAUUCAGUAACGGCACCUUAUGAUCGCCUGCUGUGCGAACAUGUCACAUGUUGCUUUCACCCACCCGCUCCCUUCUUGAAACACUACCUGAUCUGACUGCACCUGUUUCAGAGCCUGUCAUUUUGAUGUAUUUUUAAACACUGGGCUCGUUGGAAAAAAGCGAAACAGAAGACAGAGCAACACUUAUUUGAUUUAAGGAUCUUGAAUAGAAUAGAUCCAGCGGAGCACAACACAUCUGCACUGGAGUGACAGAAUCUUAAUGACUUCUUUCGGUUGAAAUAGAUGAGCUUGCCGAGGAGAAGCUCAUUCAUCUCAACACUUGAGGUGUAAUUAGUUAGAGCCUCAAGCUGUUUGAGAGAAAAAACAAUUUUUUUUUCCUCCUGUUCAGAUAAAAUUUGGAAACAUUUAGAAUAAAACACAGCUCACAGCUCUUGCAGAGUCUCAUUUGCCAAGUUUUGUCUGAUGCUGUGUGAUUUCAUUUCUUCAUCCUUUCAUUCUAAAUACUUGUGGGCCUCCUUUGAUUUCACUGACUAUUUUAAAUCAACCUUCCCCACUUGAGUCCAGAAGAUCAGGAUGAAACCAGCGGGGUUUUUUUUUUUUUUUUUUGCUCUCCCCACCUUUCUACUAUGAAAAGUGGGUUGAAACAGAUGUGUGAUUAAUUAGUUCAACACAUCUUUGAAGUGUUUUCAUUUUUUUUCUUAAGUCACCCUCUAUUGGAAGUGUUUACUCAAGGACUCUCCUUCCCCUCAGGGAAAAAAACCAAAACAUCUGCUUAUGCAUGCGAGACGAUUCCGUGCUGUACAUGAUAAAAUGGAGGGCCGAUGCCUCUUGAGUGAUCCUGAGGUUGUGGCUGAAGGCAGAUGGAGGCCAUGGGUGUCAGUUCUGCUGCAGCUCUUAAACAAAAGCACUUGUCUCUCUGUCUCUCUCUCCCCCUCCCUCUCGCUCUCUCUUGCAGCCACCGCUGUCUGGAUGGAUAUGCCAAUAAUCAGACAGUCACCUUGGUAAUAAGGACAAUAAUGCCAUAAUAAUCAGUAGUAGCAUCGUGGCAGAGCUUUAAUAUGCAGACUCCACAGAGGUGACUUUCUGGACUUUUUUAACAGCUUUGGGUAGUUCUGGUUAGGUAUUCCUUUAAUGUAGGAGAAAGGGGCAGGGAGGAAACCAGGCUUAUUAUGCUUUGUCCUUAAUCAAAAUGGCCUUUCAUCAUGAAACUCUCUUUUGAUCUCUGCUUUCCCUGUUGGCAGUUAAAUCAUUCCAGAGGAGGAGCCUCAGUUAUGCUGUGUAAGUCCAUAAAACAGAACUAUUUCACAAAUUCUUGUGACGCUUAUGCACAAGACAAGUUUAGAAAUGCAAAAUAAAGAGAUGCCAUUCAUGAUGUUUUAAAGUGUAGUUUACACUUUUUUUCAUUGGUUAGUGAAGCAUGAAAGCAGAGCAUUCCAUUUGUGUGUGUUUGUGUGUGCACGUGUAGACCUUCAUGGAAAUGUUAUACGCAGCCAUAAAGUAUUUGAAUCAUUUAAAGAAUGUCUUGGUUCUCUCUUCAGUAGCUGUAAACAAUGUGGAUGAUUUCUAAAUAACCUGGAAAUCAUCACCUCUAUCCAGGUUUUGGUGAUUCAAUAUAAAAGUUCUUUUGGUAUCCUUCCUAUGCAUAUAUGAAUGAUUUAACAGAACUAUUUUCCUUUAUGCAUUUAAUACAAAGUGACUGUCAUCAUGACUGAUAAUCUCUCUUUUAGUCUUUUUGCUGCAGUCUGUUAAUGACUUGAGAUAUGUCUGAUGUUGCAUAGGAAAUGAGCAGCACAUCAGACAUCAACAAGACUUAAGGCCAAAGUGUGGGCGGAGGCUGGUCACAUCGAGUGCAGAGAGGCAGCAUAAUUGACUUGUUUCUGGGAAUAUUAACUGCAAUAUCACAGUUGGCAGGACUGACAUUUCCAUACCAGCUCGUGACAUUUGAUAAUGACACAGGCGUGACUGGAGCAUCAAAGCAUUUUAAAUUACAGAUUUGUAUACAGUUGAAGAAUUUGGCUACAAUAGUUAAUGAUCUAGAGAUAUAUUUUUUUUUCUCAGUUGUGCUUACACUUUCAUUGGUUUUUAGUUGUGUGUUGAUUGCAGCAGAAUACAACAAACAAAACCAGUCUAAAGUUCUUUCAGUUUAGACCGGUCUACACAGGUGGGUAGCCUUGUAAAGAAAUGAUGUAUAUGAAAACUGUGGGACAUGGUCUGUUACACUGUAUAUUGUGUUAAAAUAUGCCUCUUUCAUAUAUUAAAAGAUUUAUGAUAA